AUGGCGGCGACGGUGAGCGUGGAGCCCGCGGGCCCCUGCUGCUGGGACGAGCCGCUCAUCGCCGUGCGCGGCCUGGCCCCCGAGCAGCCCGUCACGCUGCGCGCGUCCCUGCGCGACGAGAAGGGCGCGCUCUUCCGGGCCCACGCGCGCUACUGCGCCGACGCCGGCGGCGAGCUGGACCUGGCGCGCGCGCCCGCGCUGGGCGGCAGCUUCGCGGGGCUCGAGCCCAUGGGGCUCCUCUGGGCCCUGCAGCCCGACAGGCCCUUCUGGCGUCUGACGAAGCGGGACGUGCAGACGCCGCUGGCCGUGGAGCUGGAGGUGCUGGACGGCCACGACCCGGAGCCCGGGCAGCUCCUGGCCCGCGCGCUGCUGGAGCGCCGCUUCCUGCCGCCGGGGGUGCGGCGCCAGCCGGUGCGCGCGGGCCGGGUGCGCGCCUCGCUCUUCCUGCCGCCAGAUGAGGGAGCCUUUCCCGGGAUCGUCGAUCUGUUUGGAAGUGAGGGUGGCCUUUGUGAAUACAGGGCCAGCCUCCUGGCUGGACAUGGUUUUGCUGUCCUUGCCCUGUCUUACAUCAGAUUUGAAGACCUCCCUAAAAACGUGAAGGACCUGCGCCUGGAGUACUUUGAAGAAGCCGUGGACUUUAUGCUGCAGCAUCCACAGGUGAAAGGCCCUAAUGUUGGGCUUCUUGGCUUCUCCAAAGGAGGAGACCUGUGUCUCUCAAUGGCUUCUUUCUUGAAGGGCAUCACAGCUACUGUACUUAUCAAUGCCUGCGUAGCCAACACAGUUGUUCCUCUGCAUUACAAGGAUAUGGUCAUUCCUGAGCUCGGCAGCGACCCAGCGAAACAAAAAAUCACUGAGUCAGGCUGUCUGAAUAUUGUGGAUAUGUGGAACAAUCCACUAGAGGAACCCAACCUCCAAAGUCUUAUUCCACUGGAGAAGGCCCAGGGUCCUUUCCUGUUUAUUGUUGGCCUGGAUGAUCAAAACUGGAAGAGUGAAUUAUAUGCUCAGAUAGCCUCUGACUGGUUACAAGCCCAUGGGAAAGACAGACCUCAGGUAAUACAAUACCCAGAAGCAGGUCACUGUAUUGACCCACCUUACUUUCCUCUCUGUAGAGCCUCUGUGCAUGCAGUGUCCGGCGAACCAGUGCUCUAUGGAGGUGAGCCAAGGGCUCACUCAAGGGCACAGGUGGAUGCCUGGCAGCAAAUUCAACGUUUCUUCUAUAAGCACCUUAAUGGUACAGAACCUGUCACACACAGCAAAAUAUAACAUUGCAAUCAUGAAGCACAUCCAUUAAUAAAAAUCUGAUUCCUGCAACUUGUGUUGAUUUUCAGAGUACCUAGGAGCCCUGUUGAAACAAUCGAACCAGCUCAGCUUCCUUGUCAGGUCCUAUUGGAUUAUCAGCCUUUGCAAGUCCCCUUUCCUCUCUGCUGUGUCUACCCCGGUGUCCCUGGACCUUUACCCAGUCUGAGGCCCAAGCUUCUUUAUUGCUCUAGAAUCCCAUAUCCCCUGGGGCCCUCACUGACUGUGUCUGAGCUUUGGGAACCUGCCCAGUUGCAUCCCUUAAGAAAGACUGCCUUCCUCUUGCCUGAAGGCUUACUCAAGAUCUGUCCCUGAACCACAGUCUGAAGAUGUGGACACUGGAUGUGACCAUGUAUUCCUUCUGUUCACCAUCUGUCUGGAGUCCCCGUCACUGCAUGGUAUUCACUUGCCUGGAGGAACGCCUUGAUGCUAAGGUUUGGGGACUACACCCUAUGGACCAUGGCCUCCAUCUCUGGAAAUCAUGUUAUCCCUGGCAGAACAGACUCCCUUCCAGCUCAUCUGCUCUUCCUAUUUACUGUGGAGGAGGCUUGAGCCAGGUUUGCCUUAACCCCCUU
Messenger RNA from Lepus europaeus (European hare), 1871 nucleotides. RefSeq names its product acyl-CoA thioesterase 6 (gene ACOT6). The record is from RefSeq and is a predicted model, not a curated record. Gene Ontology annotation, molecular function: fatty acyl-CoA hydrolase activity. NCBI's taxonomy places the organism in Eukaryota, Metazoa, Chordata, Mammalia, Lagomorpha, Leporidae. Gene Ontology annotation, biological process: acyl-CoA metabolic process; fatty acid metabolic process.